AUGAAUCUCUUCUUUCUCGUAAAAUUCUUCACUUUGAUCAAUUUUGUUACUGCUUUUGGUUUCAAAAAGGACAAAAAAACCCUUAGUCUUCCUAGUGUCGACUUUGAACCCAUGGUGGUUAAGGUUGACGCUAUCCGCCUUGUACCCUUGCACCUUGUGGUGGACUCUUACAUUCCCAGCGGUGCUCAUUUAAUCCCUUUGAAUCCUUCUGAUGAAGAUUUGAUGUCUAUGGAAACUUAUGGAACGGAAUCAGCAAAUGAACUGGACGAUUUUCACUUGGCGGCGCCGGCGGAAGUUGCUCAGCUGCCAGGCGACUCUGUUUCAGCUACGGAAGUCGCAAAACUGGCCGAUUUAGGAGCUCCUGGGCAGGGGCUCGCUGACAUUGGGGCGCAUGUGUAUCACCAUGCUGUUUUUGUCACACCACAGCCGGAUCUGUCAAUCGAUUUCACCUCUAGCUUUGCCAUGAUGGUCACAACUACUACUUCUGCAACGGGACAGCCUGGACUGGCCAACGAAAAUGAAUUAAGGAUUUUGGGGGCUUUGAGUAACAAGGGGGUCCGGAAGUGGGACCCAACGGGCCCAAUUUGUAUUGUUUUGUUCGUUAUGUCUGUGGCUUUUCUAAGUUUGAUGUAG
Molecule: messenger RNA, 633 nt
Organism: Australozyma saopauloensis
Lineage: Eukaryota; Fungi; Ascomycota; Pichiomycetes; Serinales; Metschnikowiaceae
Exons: 1
Coding region: 1-633 (210 amino acids)
Source: RefSeq, a predicted model, not a curated record